This is a messenger RNA of Coccidioides posadasii C735 delta SOWgp, 1955 nucleotides long. RefSeq lists its product as uncharacterized. The record is from RefSeq and is a predicted model, not a curated record. NCBI's taxonomy places the organism in Eukaryota, Fungi, Ascomycota, Eurotiomycetes, Onygenales, Onygenaceae.
GGGAAUCCUGAGCUGCUCUCUCAGAGAUAUCUGCCCUUUGCUAGGGUUGAACUGUGCAUGUCGAAGAUCAUGUUUGAUGUGCUCCAUUAUGCGUCGCCCUGGUAUCCCUCAGAAAAAUAUUCUAUCGUGUCGUAUUAGAUCCCCUGUGACAAAAUUGAUUUUAUUGUCGCUUGUUUGUCCUUUUUCUCCGCCAGCCUCUUCAUCCCUUUCUCAAUUCCUUCAGCUUAUGCCUUUCUCAUAUCAUCUACGAUUCCGUUCCCAAACUCGAUGACCUCUUUCUUUUCCCCAAAGUCAAGAUUCAAAACUCGAUCUAACCCAUCCUUGCGUGAAAAUAUCGGUCAUACAGACCACGUAAAUGGUGACCACUUCGGUUCUUUCAGUGGUAAAUCUACGUUUUCCAAGAUGAGAAAGAAAAGGCCACCUCCGAUAAAUAUCUCAGUUGGAAACGGGAACGUGAUCUUGACAAGUGCUACUCCCACGUCAAGAGUAAUACAUGCGGAUUCCCAAUGGCCAACUACUCCGGAAACGCCACAUACUGGUACUGGAUGCGCAAAUCCCAGAUGCAUAGAACGAGAAUCGGGCCUUCGUUCUUUCUUGAAGUCAGAGUUCGACCGCUCAGUGCAUCCGUGGCUGCAAUCGACGUCAACAUUGAAUCCCUCGCCUCCUCCUAAGCGAUGUUUUCCCAUGGCGGAGCUGCCGGGCUCUGCACAUGGGCCUAGGAGCGUGGAGCUACAUACCCCAUCAACACCACAGAGACAAUCAUUUGAGCAUGCAGUCGGCAGCCAUUUGGAGUCUCCUUUAAACUUGACUUCGAAGUCGACCCUUCCAGAUCAGCCUGCUGGGCUUGCAUUCGAGUAUGGCCGUCCGAGUGCAUCUAUGCACAACGGCAGACAGGCCCUAGAGUUGAAGCAUGCUCAGCAAGAUAAGUCUCUGUCAGGAAAUGAGUCUCGACCUAGCUCAUCAGGAAAAUCGGGGGUCUGCACACAGGAUCGCAUCGAUCGCAUGAAAUCUGAAUACGAGCUUCAACUAGAUCAACAAAAAAACGAGAUUUGUAGCCUAUUGGAACUUCAUGAGACGCGGAUGGCUAUUUUAUGUGACUUCAUCUCUGAACGUCACGGGACCGGAGUGAACGAGCGUAGAGACUCUUCUCAAAACUGUUCCCUGCACAAGGUUUUCCAGCUCGUCAAUGAGCAGAAGCAGCGCGUCCUAAACACUCCGGCGGAUGAUGCGACGAAAGCUUCACAAUCACUGCAGAUCCAGAAGCUACAAGCUCAUGCGGCAGACCUUGUGGCCCAGAUAGCACACAGAGAUCGAAAGCUUCAAUCUUACAAGGCGGAAUCUAGGACGUUAAAAGAGCAGCUCCGGCAGGAGAUCAAGGAGAAAGAUGCUCAGAUUAGCAUUUUGAACUCGAAAGUAACUCAACUGUUGAAUAUGGGACCUUCGCUGUUUCCAGCAUCCCCAGCGGCCCAUCGAGUUGAAAAAGAACUACCCUCGCCAGGCCGUUGCAGCGGGAGGAGUGGAGAGAAAUCGAAGCGGCAGCUGGGGAACAUUCCGCGUACUCCCAGCGCGGUGACAGCCGCUAGUUCUCGCGGACCCAUUACAUCGGUCGAGGCAAGCCGUGCCGGACAUCUGUUAUCCCAUAAUCGUGAAGGCAAGCAGCGACGGUCGACGGUCACAUAGAAGAGUUCAUGUGUUUGUUCAUAUUUCCUAACUUCGAUGCAUAUCCUUGGUUAAACGCGAGCGGUAGAUUGGGUCUGUAGGUGGGUUUUAGCUGCCCUGGUGUUGUCUCGAGCUGGUCGUCUUCAAUUCACCCGUCGAUCAUUAUAAUACUUUUCGAAUGUAAUUUUGCCCCCAAGGACACCGAGACACACGUUUGCUUCCAUGACGGUUAAACUUUGGUUGAUGUGUUCUUUCUGCAACAUGAUCAAUAUUACUCAUACAGUCACGCUAAGAAA